Westerdykella ornata is the source of this 2265-nucleotide messenger RNA. RefSeq lists its product as uncharacterized. The coding region runs from base 1 to 2265 and encodes 754 amino acids. The record is from RefSeq and is a predicted model, not a curated record. The transcript is spliced from 2 exons. Lineage: Eukaryota; Fungi; Ascomycota; Dothideomycetes; Pleosporales; Sporormiaceae.
AUGGGACAUCACUCAAGCACCUCUUUGUUUAGUCUCGCUUCCGAUCGCACACCACGUGCUCGAUACACUCCUUUGUUCCAAGAUGGCUUCUUCCCUUCGAGAAGAACUUUAUCUGAAGCGGUUUUAGCCAGCACAGGAAAUAAUUCCACGCCUUCUUUGAGGGGGAUGGAACAUCCCGUUCGCUCCUUCAAAUCCUUCGUCAAGACGGUGCCACCUGCCCCGAACAACGUCGCGCAUCACAAGCCGUUGCCCCCAACUCCCGCUGGUCCAUCGCGCGCUGCUUCUCUCACUUCUCAAACAUCACCAGCGUCACCGGCCUCUGCGCCCACGCCUAGUAUUUCUCCGUGGAGAGCACCCACUGAAUGGUCCACUACCGCCCAGAGUGUGGAAUCCAAUCCAACUCCGCCUGCAAAUAGACGGUACUCUCCUUUACUUCCCGACCCAUCUCCGGACCAGCCCGACGGACUGCUGGAACUCUGUGCCGCUCAAGGUGAAUCUCCACAACUGCAGGAAGCAAGACUGGUGCCCAUUUACGAGCGGACGGACUUAAACCUCGGCUCUCCAAAGGAACCGCCCAAGUCUCUUCUCCCGCCACCUCCCAGGUCACCAGCUCGAGCGAGUCCCGAACGCAAAGUGACGGCUCUACCUCUCUCGAAUAACUCGGCCGUGGACUCUGGAACACAGCGGUCCAGCUCUCCUGCCUCUGGUGUGUUUCACAUAGAUUCACCAGCCGACUCCACUCGCUCCAAAACUUCCAAUAUGUCGACAAGGGAAAAGGAGUUCGUGAGGUUAGAAUUGGACCGAUCGAGGGAUCGGCGAAUGGUACAAGCAAGCGGUCAAAACUAUAACACAGAAAAGACCAUGACAACAGGCUUCGGAGACAAUCGCUCACCAGCGUCACAUGGAAGCUCAAGGCAGCCCCGAUGUUCCGGAAGGGCGAAUUAUGAUGCUUGUUACGAUUUAGAUCUGAGCGAGUACGCAAGAAGGCUGGCAGUUUCUCGUGAUUAUCAUGACAUGUUGGUGGAUGAGUACCAUGAUACUCAACGAGCCCAAGAAGGUCAUCCCCGUUCAGAAUAUGCUGCGCCCCUGUCUUGGAACAGGGAUUCCAAUGGAAACUCUUCUCGCAGUACAUCUGAGACCAGACCUGAGUUCGAAUCAUCGGCCACAUCGAGCAGGAGAACAUCGAGUGGCAAUCUCAGGCGACUAUCAAAUAAAGUGACCAGCUGGGUCCCGAGACGUCUCAGUGUUGCGCCCAAACGAAGUCAAGCGUCCGAUGAAUGUGGACAUUGGGAGGAUUUUGACACAGAUGAUCAUCUUGGUUUCUCCAGGUUCUUUCCCAAGAGUAACCGUUCCCACUUCGGCAGAAAAUCCGGCAGGAAAUCCAGCAAAGAAAAAGUAGACGGGUCUCUGCAUGGCAGAUCUGCCUCAGCACUGGAUACCCCCCAAUCUACAGGUGAAAGAACGCCAACACCGAUUCUCCGCCUUCCCCUUGGAAUUUCCGUCGUCCGCACGCCUCCAGCUCCCCCUUCACCCACGCCUUCGCCCCCACCUGGUUCUCAUAUCACUGCCCUUCCAAACAUCAGAGGCCACCGCAGCACGGUCUCCUCCAACACCCCGGCAAGUACAAUGUCCACCGCUCCUAGAGCGCACUCCCCGAUAUCCGCAGAGCCGCCCUCGCACCGGUCCUCAUAUAACAACUAUUUCACCGCCGCCGACGUAGCAAACCGCGCCAUCCAACGUACCGCUCGCUCUUCCAAUAGAGACUCUGGGGGAGAAUGGUCAGCGCGUUCGCAACAUAGCCCAUUGAAGGUAGGGCAAUCACCGCCACGACCUCGGUCUCGCUCCCCGCCGCAGACGUCGAGGAGAAUACCAACGCGAAUCCCAAAUUACCCUCCACCUAUAUCCGCAUCCAACUGCGACAGUAAGGAAGCCGGUACCGGUACCGUGAUGAAGAGGGCAAGUACAGAACGAUGGCCUCAUCCACCUGCGCAAUCCCUGCGAGAGAGCCAGCACCCGCGGGAACAUGUGGGAUCGAUUCGGAGGACGCAGUUGAGACUUUCAAGUUUUCCUAUCGUGGAGCGUUUACGUGAGGGGCGUAGGGGCAACGAAGAAGAAGCGAGGCAUGAAAGGUUGAAGAGAAGCAUCAGAGUUCUCGGUCCCACGGAUCCGACUGUUGUGGCUGUGGCGAAUGUGGGUGGUAUGAGGAGGAAGGGGAGCCCGGACGUUGGGAGGUUGCCGGGUUUCAUGGUUGGGGGUGUUGUCUAG